Molecule: messenger RNA, 1093 nt
Organism: Musca domestica (house fly)
Lineage: Eukaryota; Metazoa; Arthropoda; Insecta; Diptera; Muscidae
Product: mitochondrial ornithine transporter 1
Exons: 6
Coding region: 176-1093 (305 amino acids)
Biological process (GO): mitochondrial L-ornithine transmembrane transport
Molecular function (GO): L-ornithine transmembrane transporter activity
Source: RefSeq, a predicted model, not a curated record
CGGUUGAAGUUGCGUUUUCCCAAAUGUAGUUGUGUAAAUAUUGCAGUUUUGGAUUAAAGCUUGUUGUCGCCGCUGUUGUUGUUGUUAUUAAUAACGGCGAUGUAUUAUUGUAAAUAAUAAUAUUCAUAAAUUUUUAUUUAACUAACAAAGAAAAGGUGGAUAAUAACUGACAGCCAUGUUGGAUCAAAAACUUUCGUCUCCAGAUGGAAAAUUUAGAAAUGGCUUUAUUGAUUUUACGGCUGGAUCAUUGGGUGGUGCAGCCCAGAUUUAUGUCUCGCAACCAAUGGACACGGUAAAAGUAAAACAGCAGUCUUUUCCACAAAUGUACAAAAACAUGAUAGAUUGCUUCGUAAAAACCUAUCGCACCGAUGGCAUCUUUCGUGGACUGUAUGCCGGUUCUGUUCCGGCUGUGGUGGCAAGUGUUGCCGAAAAUUCCGUACUAUUUGCUGCCUUUGGUGGUUGUCAAAAAGUUGUUGCUUAUGCCAUGAAUAUAGAAGAUGUGAAGGAUAUGCCUACACUGGGUCAUGCCUUUUCCGGUUUUUUGGCAGCAUUCUUCUCGACGUUUACCCUUUGUCCAACGGAAUUGGUUAAAUGUAAACUACAGGCAUUGAGGGAGAUGCGCCUACACAAUCCAAAGAGUUGUGCUCAUUUGCCCAUAACACCAUGGAAAUUGACUAAACACAUUAUGGCUACGGAAGGUAUACCUGGAUUCUUUCGUGGCCUCACGUCGACAUUUGUGCGAGAAAUGCCCGGCUAUUUCUGCUUCUUUGGCGCUUAUGAAGGAACACGUGAGCUCCUAAGGAAGCCUCAUCAAACCAAGGAAGAAAUUGGCGCACUGAAAACAAUGUUUGCCGGUGCAGUAAGUGGUAUUAUAUUAUGGGUUAGCACGUUCCCGGCUGAUGUAAUUAAAUCCCGUAUACAAGUGAAUAAUCUUAAGCGUUCAAUGACCUCUGUGGGAUUGGAAAUUGUACGCACAGAAGGAUUUUUUGCGCUUUACAAUGGUGUACUCCCCUCAAUUUUGCGUACAAUACCAGCUACUGCCACACUAUUCCUUGUCUAUGAAUACACGAAAAAGACUCUGAAUGAAAAUUAA